Molecule: messenger RNA, 914 nt
Organism: Cryptomeria japonica (Japanese cedar)
Lineage: Eukaryota; Viridiplantae; Streptophyta; Pinopsida; Cupressales; Cupressaceae
Product: dirigent protein
Exons: 1
Coding region: 105-683 (192 amino acids)
Source: RefSeq, a predicted model, not a curated record
AGUGGAACAUGAAGCAGGCAAGCAUCACUAAGAACUUCUCUUUCUUUUCCUAAUAGCCCUGUUUUCCCAUCUGUAAUACAGAGAUUUGCAUAGAUAUUUUCACCAUGGCAAUGAGAUCUGAUAGAGUUUUGCAUUUAUGCUUUGUGUGGCUUCUGGUGUCUGCCAUGGUGUUGAAAUCUGCAGAUUGCCACAGAGGGAGGAAGAGGCUUCCCAAGCCCUGCAAGAACUUUGUGUUAUAUUUUCAUGAUAUAAUCUACAAUGGCCAAAAUGCCCAUAAUGCAACUUCUGCACUUGUUGGAGCCCCUCAAGGAGCUAAUCUCACCAUCAUGACUGGCAAUAACCAUUUUGGAAAUCUUGCUGUGUUUGAUGAUCCUAUUACUCUUGACAACAAUCUGCACUCUCCUCCAGUGGGAAGAGCUCAGGGCUUUUACUUCUAUGACAUGAAGAAUACAUUCAGUUCUUGGCUUGGAUUCACAUUUGUGCUGAAUUCAACUCAUCACAAGGGCACCCUCACCUUCAAUGGAGCAGACCCCAUUAUGGUUAAAUACAGAGAUAUAUCUGUUGUUGGGGGUACUGGUGAUUUCUUAAUGGCCAGAGGAAUUGCUACCAUUGACACUGAUGCGUAUGAGGGAGAUGUUUAUUUCAGGCUAAGGGUGAAUGUCACACUCUAUGAGUGUUACUGAACAAAUGCUUUCCUCUGCAUUACUGGCUCAUAGGAGUCAUUAAAGAGUUCAAUGUCUAGUGCAUGGAAUAAGAGAAUAUGGAGCAUGCAAUCUUUUUGAAGAUCCCUGUAAAAGUGCACUUUAUAGAGUUUAGUUUUCUCCUCUAGGUAAUUAUGUUUUGGAAAGGCUUUAUAAAAGUCAUAUUAUGAAUUAUUAUGUCAAAUAAUUGAAUUUCAAAGAUGAUUGAAGCAA